AGAAGACAAAUUAUGGUGGCAGAACUUGUCGCCCGUCAGAGUGGAUCGCCCAUCAAUGGUGAGACCGCGUGUUUGAACAGCAACAUGCCGGCCACCCACUCCAUGGCGCAUGCCGGUCACGGUGCCCACGGCGGCCAUGAGGCCCAUGGCCCUAUGCCGCCGUUGACGCACCCCGGGCACCAUGCGGGCCCUCCAUCCAUGCAACAACAGCAACAUCAACAUCAGCCCCAACAGCCUAUGCCGCCGCAGCAGCAACAGCCCCAGCACCAUCACCAUCACCACCAACCCCAGCAGCCACAGACGCAGCAGCAGCAGCAGCAGCAGCAGCAGCAGCAGCAGCAGCAGCAACAGCUUCAUCACCAUGACGCCCAACAGGUGAUACAUCCCGAAAAUUUUCCCCCGAACUUCGACAUCAGAAAAGAGCUAUUUUCUCAGCGCAAGCAACGGGAGUUCAUCCCGGACAACAAGAAGGACGACAGCUACUGGGACCGUAGGCGGCGCAACAACGAAGCAGCCAAGCGGUCCCGCGAAAAGAGGCGUUUCAACGACAUGGUCCUUGAGCAGCGAGUGAUGGAGCUCAGCAAGGAGAAUCACAUUCUGAAGGCGCAGCUGGAGGCGAUCAGAGACAAAUUCGGUAUCUGCGGCGAAUCGGUGAUCAACACGGAGCACGUGCUGGCAGCUUUACCAUCCGAUCCUCCAAUCAGCGUUAAAAGAGCAAAACUACCAGCCUCGGCGGCUCUUCUCUACGCCAGGACACCCAGUCCAGUCCACACAUCGGUAAUCCAUCAACCGGUCAGUGGAGCCAGAUCACCGAGGUCGCCUGCACAGCUAUACGUGCCAGAAACGACAGCUUAUCCUGAAACCGAGAGUUUCCAAUACCCUUAUCCUCAUCCAGCGAUGCACCUAGACACGACAAGUGCAUUGAACCUGUCCCGUGGUAGACGAGCCCAAUCGCCCUUCGAAUUAUCUUCCGGAAGCGGAGACGAGGGUCCCCAGAUGGUGGUCAGCUCGCAGAAUCUAGCAGCUAACAACAGUCUGCCUCACAAGCUGAGGCACAAGUCCCGCAUCGGUGACAAGGAUGCAGCUAGUGCACUGUUGGCGCUUCAGGGUAUCAAACAGGAACCCGGGCCAAGGGCGUCACCGCCAUGGGACAACGAAGGGUCCAGUGACGAACGUGACUCUGGUAUAUCUUUGGGUGCCGAAUGGACUGGUCCGACAGUGUCCGCUGUUCCCGAGAGUGAGAGGGAGGUCAAAUCGAGGCUCGACCGUCUAGCUUCCGAAGUAGCCUCCCUUCAGUCGAUACUUCGUCUUGGAAAGCCAGGAGCGGAGAGUUUGGUCACAGCUCACUCGAUGCCCGUGAGCGGCACCGUCAACGGACCGUGAGACCAGACAGAACGUCCUUUUCUUCGCCAUCGGGUGGACAAGCGAAGAACCGUUUUUCCUGCUCGCGCCGUGCGCGACCCUCUUUGUGAUCCUCGGACAGAUCCAAAAACCCCUGAGCUACGUAGGACACGA
Dufourea novaeangliae is the source of this 1515-nucleotide messenger RNA. Its product is annotated as mediator of RNA polymerase II transcription subunit 15-like. The record is from RefSeq and is a predicted model, not a curated record. Gene Ontology annotation, molecular function: DNA-binding transcription factor activity; DNA binding. The coding region runs from base 13 to 1383 and encodes 456 amino acids. Lineage: Eukaryota; Metazoa; Arthropoda; Insecta; Hymenoptera; Halictidae. The transcript has a single exon. Gene Ontology annotation, biological process: regulation of DNA-templated transcription; circadian rhythm. Gene Ontology annotation, cellular component: nucleus.